CUUCGGCAGAGACUGCAGAGCCAGCAGCCGGCCGAGGGCGAGCGACGCAGGCGCCGGUGACCCCAGCCUCUGUCCUGGAUCGCGGUGUGCUUUUCUGAAAAAAGAUGGUUUGUCAAAAAUUCUGUGCGGUUUUAUUACAUUGGGAAUUUAUUUAUGCGGUAACUGCAUUUAACCCGUCCUACCCGAUUACUUCCUGGAGAUUUAAGUUGUCCUGUUUGCCACCAAAUGCCACCCAGGACUACUUGCUCCUGCCCGCUGGAGUCUCCGGGAACAUGUCAGCUUCCCACGGCUAUUAUGAGACAUCUGUUGAAGCUACGUUUAAUUCAAGUGGUGUCUACUUUUCCAGCUUACCCAAAUCAGCUUUCCACUGUUGCUUUUGGAGUGAACAAGAUAAAAACUGCUCUGUCCUUGCAGAUAACACUGAAGGGAAGACAUUUGUUUCAACAAUACAUUUUUUAGUUUUUCAACAAAUAGGUAAGUGUUGUAAUGUUCUAAGCAUUGGCUGUUAUUUUUAUUUUCAGCCUGAGGUGUCAGAAGACUCCGCUGGGGUCCCCCAGAGGGGCAGUUUCCAGGCAGCUCCGUGCACCUGCGAUGCUCAGGGGUGCUGUGAAUGCCUCGUGCCCGUGCCAGCCACCAAGCUCAACAGCAGCCUCCUUAUGUAUUUGAAAAUCUCAUCUGGUGGGAUAACUUUUCAGUCACCUCUGCUGUCAGUUCAGCCCAUAAAUGUUGUGAAGCCUGACCCCCCAGUGGGUUUGCACAUGGAGGUCACAGAUGACGGCAGUUUACGAAUCUCUUGGUCCAGCCCCACAUUGGUACCAUUUCCACUUCAAUAUCAAGUGAAAUAUUCAGAGAAUUCCACAGCAAUUACAAGAGAAGCUGAAAAGAUCGUCCCGGCCACAGCCCUCCUAGUAGGCAGUGUGCUUCCUGGGUCUUCGUAUAAGGCUCAGGUGAGGGCCAAGAGGCUGCGUGGCCCAGGAAUCUGGAGUGACUGGACCCCCACACACACUUUCACCACACAAGACGUCAUAUACUUUCCACCUAAAAUCCUGACAAGUGUUGGAUCUAACGUUUCCUUUCACUGCAUCUAUAAGAAUGAAAACAAGAUUGUUUCCUCAAAAAAGAUUGUUUGGUGGAUGAAUUUAGCUGAGAAGAUUUCCCAAAGCCAGUACCACGUCGUGAGUGACCGCAUUAGCAAAGUCACGUUUGCCAACCUGAAUGCAACCAGACCUCGCGGGAAGUUCACGUUCGACGCGGUGUACUGCUGCGCCGGGCCCGAGUGCCACCACCGCUACGCCGAGUUAUACGUGAUCGAUGUCAAUAUCAACAUCUCCUGUGAAACUGAUGGACACUUAACCAGGAUGACCUGCAGGUGGCCCACCCCUGCUGCCCAGUCGCUCGUGGGGAGCACUUUGCAACUGAGAUACCACAGGAGCAGCCUUUACUGUUCUGACACUCCGUCUAUCCAUCCCAUCUCUGAGCCCAAAGAUUGCCGUGUGCAGAAGGACGGUUUUCAGGAAUGCGUUUUCCAGCCCAUCUUCCUGUUGUCUGGCUACACAAUGUGGAUCAGGGUCAGUCACCCACUGGGGUCGCUUGACUCUCCGCCGACCUGUGUCCUUCCCGAUUCUGUGGUAAAGCCACUGCCUCCAUCCAGAGUGCAAGCAGAAAUUACUGUAAACAUUGGAUUAUUGAAAAUAUCUUGGGAAAAGCCAGUCUUUCCAGAAAAUAACCUUCAGUACCAGAUUCGCUAUGGCUUAAAUGGAAAAGACAUACAAUGGAAGAUGCAUGAGGUCUAUGAUGGAAAAUCAAAGUCCGCCAGUGUCCUGGUGCCAGACCUGUGCGCCGUCUACACGGCCCAGGUGCGGUGCAGGAGGCUGGAUGGACUGGGCUACUGGAGCAACUGGAGCAGUCCCGCCCACACCGUGAUCACGGACAUAAAAGUUCCUGUGAGGGGACCUGAAUUUUGGAGAAUAAUCACUGGGGAUAUUACAAAAAAAGAGAGAAAUGUCACCUUACUUUGGAAGCCCCUGAUGAAAAAUGCCUCCUUGUGCAGUGUGAGGAGAUACGUGAUAAGCCACUACACCUCCCGCAACGGGACGUGGCUGGAGGACGUGGGGAACGGCACCAAAUCCACCUUCCUGUGGACAGAACAAGCACAUACGGUUACGGUCCUGGCCGUCAAUUCAAUUGGUGCUUCUUUUGCAAACUUUAAUUUAACCUUCUCAUGGCCUAUGAACAAAGUAAAUGUCGUGCAGUCACUCAGUGCCUACCCUAUAAACAGCAGCUGCGUGAUCCUCUCCUGGGUGCUCUCGCCCAGUGACUACAACCUAAUGUAUUUGAUUAUGGAGUGGAAAAACCUUAACGAAGAUGAAGAAGUUAAGUGGCUUAGGGUCCCUUCAACUGUUAAGAAGUAUUAUAUCUAUGAUCAUUUUAUCCCCAUUGAGAAAUAUCAGUUUAGUCUUUACCCGAUAUUUAUGGAAGGAGUGGGGAAGCCGAAGACAAUUAGUAGUUUCACCCAAGAUGAUACUGAGAAACACCAGAGGGAGGCAGGGCUAUAUGUGAUUGUGCCGAUAAUUAUUUCCUCUUCCAUCUUGUUGCUUGGAACACUGUUAGUAUCACACCAAAGAAUGAAAAAGCUGUUUUGGGAAGAUGUUCCGAACCCCAAGAAUUGUUCCUGGGCUCAAGGACUUAAUUUUCAGAAGCCAGAAACGUUUGAGCAUCUUUUUAUCAAGCAUACAGAAUCAGUGACGUUUGGGCCUCUUCUUUUGGAGCCUGAAACCAUUUCAGAAGAUAUCAGUGUUGACACGUCAUGGAGGAGUAAAGACGAGAUGGUGCCAGCCACUGUGCUCUCCCUACUUUUGAGAACUCCAGACAUAGCAAAGGGUUUUGUUUGUGUUGGAGAUCCGGGCAACAGUGCCAACUUCUCUCAGGCUGAGGGCACCCAGCUAACCUGUGAAGAUGAGGAAGGGAGGCCACCCUCGGUUAAAUACGCCACGCUGGUCAGUAAAUCAGGUGAAACAGAUGAAGAACAAGAGCUUAUAAAUAGUUCAGUCAGCAAAUGCUUCUCUAGCAAAAGUUCUCCCCUGGAAGAAUCUUUCUCCAGGAGCUCCUGGGAGAUGGAGAGUCAGGCGUUUCUGGUGUUAGCAAAUCAGCAUCUGAACAGAUUGUUGCCACACCUCACGUUCUCAGGACUGGACGAACUUUUAAAACUGGAGGAAAACUUCCCUGAAGAAAAUAAUGAUGAAAAGUCUGUGUAUUACUUAGGGCUCACCUCAAUCAGGAAGAGAGAGAGUGAUGUGUUUUUGACGGAGGAAUCCAGUGUGUCCUGCCCAUUCCCAGCCCACUGUUUACUCACUGACAUCACAGUCCUCCAGGACAGCUGCCCACACUUCGUGGAAAAUAAUUUCAACUUAGGAACUUCUGGGAGGAAGACGUUUGUCUCUUACAUGCCUCAGUUUCAAACUUGUUCCACUCAGACUCAUAAGAUAAUGGAAAGCAAGAUGUGUGACCUAACUGUGUAAUUUCGUUCAAGAAAUCCUCAGAUUCACAUUAUGAGUCAUAUGAAGAAUAGUGUAUAAUAUUACUUUAAAGAUGUGUAUGUCACUUUAUAGAUGGGAGAGAGAAAAGAAAGUGGUCGGAGUCAAAUUUGAAAAUGAUAGUUUCAGAGUUAAUGUGUGUUUUCCCUGUGUUAGUGGUAUGCACAGAACAGGUGACAAACCCUUCGUGAGGCUAGCAGUGCAGACGGACGGACUUAUAACCAUGCUGUUCAGAAGCCCUAGUGGGGAGACCUUUUGUUUCUAGCUGGACAUAAGCUAACAAAUAACAAACACCAGCUUUUGUGAGCAUUAGGCCUGUGUGGGAAGAGCUGAUCUUUUGUAUUACACCUGCGUCUGAAGCAGGCGUUGAACUAACAUCUGUGAGAUGUAAUUGUUCUUUCAGAGACGUGUCUGUUUCGCCUUGAGUUAGCACUUUGUUUUGUGCUAAUUCUCACACACAACACACAUGCACACAAUUUUUAUCUAAUAGGGCUCCUUGUGCAUUUUGAGAAUAUGUGAUGUGUUUGUACUUUGUGCUACCAGACUGUGUGAUUUGAAGUAAAUACUUCCCUAAAUGUUGAAGAUAAAUGGAAAAUUUAGCCCUGGUGUGAGGGGGUUAUACUUGUGAAGACUCAUUAGGUAAGUCAGUUGUUAUGCACCAAAUCUAACGCCCAGUAGAGUGCAGCCACCUUUGAGAAUGGCAAUCCCAUAAGCGGUAUUGUGAUG
Molecule: messenger RNA, 4259 nt
Organism: Otolemur garnettii (small-eared galago)
Lineage: Eukaryota; Metazoa; Chordata; Mammalia; Primates; Galagidae
Gene: LEPR
Product: leptin receptor
Exons: 18
Coding region: 105-3518 (1137 amino acids)
Biological process (GO): cytokine-mediated signaling pathway; immunoglobulin mediated immune response
Cellular component (GO): external side of plasma membrane; membrane
Molecular function (GO): cytokine receptor activity; protein binding
Source: RefSeq, a predicted model, not a curated record